Molecule: messenger RNA, 2539 nt
Organism: Cuscuta europaea
Lineage: Eukaryota; Viridiplantae; Streptophyta; Magnoliopsida; Solanales; Convolvulaceae
Source: the annotation of a GenBank genome assembly
UAAUCCAAAGCAACAUACUCUAGCUAGUAAAAUCAAGAAAAUUGAGUGAGACACUAGCUCGUGUUCAUCCUCGUAAUUCUCAAAUCGCCCAACCAUGAGCAACAGGGCAGCCACUGGCCUGGACACCGCGAUAGUCGAUGUGUGGAAACGAGAGGUCGGCCAACUCUCUACCAGAAACUUCGCCCUCCGUCUCUCCGCCCCCGAGGACCUUGUAACGCGCUUUGAGAUAUUUCGGAAGCUAAAAAAGCACAGAGGUUGUGUCAAUACAAUCAGCUUCAAUCAUGAUGGUGACGUCCUUGUAUCAGGCUCUGAUGAUACCAGGAUUAUACUUUGGGACUGGCAAACUGGGAAUGUUAAACUCUCAUUCCAUUCCGGACAUCAUAAUAAUGUCUUUCAGGCCAAGUUCAUGCCAUACACUGAUGAUCAAUGUAUCGUUACCUCUGCUGCUGAUGGACGGAUAAGAUGCACUCAUAUUCUACCACAUGGGGAAGUGGAGACAAAAUUGCUUGCAAGACAUUCAGGACCAACUCAUAAGUUGGCAAUUGAACCAGGAAGUCCUCACAUUUUCUACAGCUGCGGCGGAGAUGGACUUGUUCAACGUAUUGAUCUGAGAACAGGAGCUGCCGUAAUACUCUUUACAUGUGAAGCUCUCAACUACAGAAGUUUUAAUUCUGUUGUUUAUCUGAAUGCAAUUGCAAUAGAUCCCAGAAACUCAAACCUUUUUGCGGUUGCUGGGUCAGAUGAAUAUGCUAGGCUUUUUGAUCUCCGCAACUUUAAGUUUGGCAGUUCAGAUAUUUUUGGUCAACCUGUUGACUUCUUUUGUCCUUCCCAUUUAGUUGGAGAUCAUGGUGUGGGCAUAACUGACUUGGCUUUUUCAGACCAGAGUGAGCUUCUCGUUUCCUAUGCUGAUGAGUGCAUCUAUCUUUUCUCAAAAAGUAUGGGUCUUGGACCUGACCUGCCUCUCAUUUCCACACCGUCCAAUCAAAGUGAUGCUAGUGUAGAGGAUGAGCCGCAAGCCUACAAGGGACAUCAAAACUCUGAAACCGUGAAGGGUGUUGGUUUCUUUGGACCUAAAUGUGAAUAUGUUGUGAGUGGGUCAGACUGUGGUCGGAUUUUCAUAUGGAAGAAAAAGGGCGGGAAGCUUGUCAAUGUUAUGGAAGGAGACAGACAUGUUGUCAAUUGCAUUGAAUCUCAUCCUCACACCGCUGUUCUUGCCAGCAGUGGUAUGGAGUCUGACAUUAAAUUAUGGACACCUAAAGCAACUGAGAAGAGGGAAUUACCUAUAAAUAUCCACAAGUUCUAUGGCUCUGGGAGUUCUGAUGAUAAUGAUGAGAGUGAUGAUGAAUACUUCUAUGAUGAUGAGAGUGGUGAUGGGAGCGAAGAUGGUUAUGAAAUGGUGGAAGGGUUCAUUGCUGAUCAAGUGGAUGAAGAUGAUAACAUUAGUGUUGAAGAGGAUUCAAAUGAUGAUGAUAUGGUUAGUGAUGAAAUGGAUGGCGGGGAAGAGGAGGAUGAAGAAGAAGAUUUUUUUGAUGAUACUGCUGAUGAUUCCAACAACGAUGACAUCGGAGGUAGUGAGGAUGAUGAUGAGGUGGAAGAAGGUUCUAAUGAAGAUUAUAGCGUGAGUGUUGCAGAGGAUCAAAACGAUGAUGAUGGUGGUGCUGGUAUGGUUAGUGAUGAAGUGGUUGGCGCGGUAGAUGAGGACAAAGAACAUCUCUUAAAUGAUGUUGCUUAUGAUUUUGGCAACUAUGCAAUCGAUGGUAGUGAGGACUUGGGUGAUGAAGUAGAUAGAAUAUGAUGAAGUAGAUAUGUUUAGUGAUCAUUAGCACGAAGAUAUAGUGUUGUUACGGAAGAGCCUAUGCAAUAGAUGAUGGGGGUAGCAGAGGAAGAAGAUUUAUUUUAUAUGUAAUUACAGGUGAUGCUUAUGGGACUUGUAAGAUUAGACCAUGGUGAUAACGAUGAUGAUGAGCUGAUGACGAUGACGAUGAUGAACAUGUGUAUGCAUGCUGCAUGAUUAAUCAACGAUUGCUGAUUUUAAUAGAAGAGACGACAAAGAUGGAUGUUGUGUGUUUCUGGCAAAAGAAAUGAGGCUUUUCUUUCCACCACGCACACCAACAUGUUGCUUUCUUUUCUUACUUUGGCACCAGAUCAUCUUCCCAUUUUAGCUGAAGAGGACUGAGGUGCCAUAUAGGCAUAUAUGGUGCAACAAAUCCAACAAUACCUGUACAUAUGCCCCCCCCCAAAAAAAUAAAAAUAAAAAUAAAAAUAAAAAAAUAAAAUAAAAAACUAUGUUUACCGUCAAUUGGACCCGGACCACCCUUGCAAGACAAACCCAUGAAAAGCACACAUUUAGCUGUUGUAGACGUUUGACCACGAGUCACUUGACAUUAUUGUCUGUCAUGUAUGAGACUUUUUGUGGAAAUUUUAUUUCCUCAGUAUUUGACCUUUUUUGUUUAUAUUACUACGUACGUAGUACUCCGUGUCUCCGUGUAUUAUUAUACUUCUUCCCAAAUCAACAAUUGUAUGAGCCGCCAGCUCUUAU